Episyrphus balteatus (marmalade hoverfly) is the source of this 2586-nucleotide messenger RNA. RefSeq names its product ankyrin repeat domain-containing protein 13D. The transcript has 10 exons. The coding region runs from base 238 to 2082 and encodes 614 amino acids. Lineage: Eukaryota; Metazoa; Arthropoda; Insecta; Diptera; Syrphidae. The record is from RefSeq and is a predicted model, not a curated record. Gene Ontology annotation, molecular function: protein binding. Gene Ontology annotation, cellular component: cytoplasm.
CAUAUCAGUAAUGAACGAGUAGCAAAAGCAAUAAAAACAGCUAAAACUUUUAUGAAAAUUGCAUUCUUUUUGAUUCAUCAAAAUAUAAUUAACUUUGUUUUUAACUGAAUUUUAACAAUUAAAGCUAUUAAAAAAAUCUUCAAACAAAAUAAUACAAAAAUAUUUGUAGUGUCAAGUGAAAAAAAAAAUUAAAUUCCUACCUCCAGUAAAAAAAAAUUUCACGUCUGAGGUGUGACAAUGAAAAGCUUAGAAAACAUAAAAAAGGAAUAUCCUCUGCAUUGGCUGAUAUGGAAUAAUAAUUUUGAAGAACUUCAGAUUGCCCUCAAAACGGAAAAAAACGACAAGGAAAAGCUUGACCCCAGAGGUCGAACACCACUAAUGCUGGCCGUUAAGCUGUCGUCGUUGCCUUGUGUUAAAUGUCUUCUAGCUGCAAAAUGUAAUGCGAAUUUCGAACACGAAGGUUGGACAGUUGUACAGGAAGCUGUUUGUUGUGGAGACGAGGAUAUUCUUACUGCAAUUAUUGAAGUCCGUGAUCUUCAACGACAUGUGCAGAGGGUUACACAUGUGCCUAAACUUUUACAACAUCUGCUCGAUGCUCCAGAUUUUUAUAUUGAAAUGAAAUGGGAAUUCACGUCAUGGGUACCUUUAAUGUCAAGGCUCUGUCCAAGUGAUACGUAUAAGGUAUACAAAAGAGGUGCUAAUGUCCGUAUCGAUACAACCCUUUUAGGUUUUGAUAAUUCAACCUGGCAGCGUGGGAAUCGGUCAUAUAUUUUCAAAGGCCUAAAAGAAACAGCAACCAUGAUAGAAAUUGACCAUGAUACCCAUGAAGUUCUCGUAGAGCAGUUAAAUAGUGAAGUAGGUGAUAUUGCUGGCAUACCACCACCAAUAGGAGCAGUUCGUGCACGCCUUAAUGCUCCUGUAAUGACCAAUAACAUUGACAUGGACAAAAUAAGUUUCGAAAGAAAUAAAUCUGGCAUUUGGGGUUGGCGUAGCGAAAAAACAGAAAAUGUAAAUGGUUACAACUGCAAAGUAUAUGGUGCAAGUAAUGUUGAGUUUAUUACAAAAACCCGAAUGGAUCAUCUAAAUGAGGAUCAAAUUAGAAGUAAAACUUCACGAACGCCUCUUCAUAGCUUUCUUGGCAUAGCAGAAGACGAAUAUGUUUCUAGUCCAGAUUUAGCAUGCUAUCGAGAUAGGGUACCAUCGCCACAUACAGAAACGACCGUGGAAAAUGGCGGAGACGAAGAAACAGCAAGUACCAGUUCGGGUAGUAAUACCCCAAAACAAGCAAUAACACCUGAAGAGUACUUUUCUGAAAUUGAUUUGAACGGCAGAGACAUUGGUAGACCAAAGAAAAUAAGUACCAAGAUUCAAAGAUUUAAAGCGAACCUGUGGCUAAGUGAAGAGUAUCCGAUUCGGUUGCAAGAACAAGUUUUACCUAUUUUAGAUUUAAUGUCUACAAUGGCUAGUCCACAUGUGUCCAAAUUGAAAGACUUUAUAACUAUGCAACUGCCAUCUGGUUUUCCAGUGAAAAUUGAAAUUCCAUUGUUUCACGUACUGAAUGCAUGUAUAACAUUUGGAAAUGUGUUUGCAUUGACAUCUCCAAUAGAGAAUGUUCAAACAAUAAAUGAAGAUGAUCGAUUAACGUGUAUUGUCGAUGAUCGUUGCUUCGAUAUUCCAGUUCAUUAUACAAAUAGAGAUACGGAUGUAAGACGUCAAUUAACAAUAGACGAAGAUGAUCUUUUACAAUAUGCUAUUGAGCAAAGCUUAGUAGACAAUUCAGAAAAAGAGACUGAUAAAGUGGAUAUAUGGGAAGCUCUUCGUGGUCAGAGUGGGUCAUCAACUUCUUCGUUAAUGCAAGAUGAAGAAGCUCAGUUGCAAAGAGUUCUUCAAGAAUCUAUUUACCAAGGUCGUGGUAAUAGUUCGCCCGUUUUCGAAGACGAUGGUAGAUUUAACUACAUGGAUCCCGACUUAGCAAUGGCCCUACGUCUUAGUCAACAAGAUCAGCAUCAAUAUGAACUUGAAUUACAAAAGGAACAGGAAAUGAUUGAACAGGCGCUGAAACUAAGUCUUGCAGAGAAAUAAUUUUUUCAACGCCAAUAUAAUAAAAAAAAAAAAAAUAAUAUACCUACUAAUGUUUUAUGUUAAAAUAUAUUAUUAUGAGUCUUUUCCUAGGUUACACACUACUAUAUUCAUUUUCUUAUCUACAAAUGGCAAAAAGUGUCAUCACUCAAAAUCUUAUAUAAAAAAGCGUAAAACUGUUAUAUGCAUUUGUAUUUAUAUACAUACAUUUUUGUGAUAUUUUCUAACUUUGAGAUAAAAUUUAGAGAACGUUUAUCUAUUACAAAAAAAAUAACAUCAUUUCGAGAACUAUUAUAAUAAAUACUAUACAGACUUCAAAUUUUUUUAGGGCACACAUUAUUUUUCCUCAUUUAUUUUUUGUUAAUAUAUUAUUGCAAAGAAUACAACAAACAAAUUAACCAAAUACCAUUCAAGUUGUAUAUUGUAGUAAAUAUAAUGGGUUACACAAACCCCGUAUCGAUAAAAAAAACUCGUCGAAAACAAUAUAAAACUAAUGCAAGAUUAAAA